Messenger RNA from Spodoptera littoralis (African cotton leafworm), 1023 nucleotides. The record is from the annotation of a GenBank genome assembly. NCBI's taxonomy places the organism in Eukaryota, Metazoa, Arthropoda, Insecta, Lepidoptera, Noctuidae.
AUGGCGGAUAAACAUAGCCUGAAUUAUGAUGUGAGAGAGUUGAAGCUGGGAGCGACUUUUACUAACAACAAGGCACCACAAUACCACACAAUCAAAUAUGACUUCAAACCGGCUUCAGUUGACGUUAACAAAAUGGCAACGGUGGAUGUUGGAACAAAUAAUCAAGUGACUGUUACUGUACCACAUUUGGAUGGCGCAGGAGUACCUCAGACCAUUUUCAAAGGCAACCAGAGGCCUUACACAAAGGACUGCGUGCUCAUUAUAGAUAGAGUUACCGGCGAGAUUACUCUGGAGAAGCUCUCUAGUAAUAUACAAGUGAAAAAGACUAGACAAGAAACGACUCAGAAGCCGCGGCCCCUGACGCCUGUGACGACGGACUUCACAAACACGACGCAGCGCUCCACGUCGCGCACGCGCGUCACUACCAACAGACGUAGUAACACUAAUGCAGUACCUGGAACAGCCCAGCCGAAUAAUGCGGCUCGGUUUAACGGCGCGGGCAACAUGGCCAAGCCUCCCACAUUGGUCCGUUCGCCGCCGCGACAGAAGACCUCACCUCCACAGGCCGCGCCUUGGUCAGGUGGUGGCAAUAGUACGCUGGCGUCGCUACCGAUGAUAGGCCUGGACGACGCGCUGUCAGGGCCGGCCGCCGCCCCCGCCCCCGCGCCCCCGGCCGCCGCGCCCGCGCCCCCGUCUCACUACGCGCGCGCCUUCGAGCGCCCCGCCCCUGCGCCCGCGCCCGCGCCCGCCCCCGCGCCCCCGCCCGACAGGACGCAUCACAACACUACCGCCGCGUACCAACCCCCACCCACACAUCACCAGGCCCAGCAACAAGAUGACAGUUCUUCAAGUUCAUCGAGUGAGAGUGGCAGUGACUCUGAUAGCGGCAGUGAUAGUGACGACAAUGAUUCCAGUGCUCACCACUCUGUACCCAACGGUAACGCGCCCCCCAACCCUGCGUUACCGGCCGACGUGCUGAAUGAUGAUCUCUGCCUGUCCGAAUCCGGCAGCGACUCCGACUGA